CAGCGUGAAAUGGGAGUGAAUAUGAAAAGCGAGUCAAGUGUACAUGUACAUGUUCUAAUGGCUUCAUGCAGGAAGAGAUCAUUCCAUGUCAGUGUAAGCCCAUAAUGAAAGCAGUAGCACAAAUCAGCGGUCUUAACGGUGUAUAACUAUUAAAAUGAGAUGCAUAUAAUACGUACAUGUGUCUGUAAAAAAUAGAUGUACAAUUUAUCAUUUUGGUACUCGAACAAUUAAAUCUAUUCGAAGUGAUGAAACAUGAUGGCCCAAAUUCAAAAAGGUGGUAUUAAAUCUGGUUUUAAACCAUGGUUUCUGCAGAUUUUGUGUAUCUUGAGCAAGUAUACUGAGAAAAUGUCCAAUGAUGAAUGUGGACUUUCAUAAGUAAUGGCACUAAAUUCAUACCUGUAAUUGAGGUUACUAUACUAAUGAGCCUUAUGUAAAUUAAUUAACAUUAACAGUAUAGACUCAUCAAUUCAAAAUGGUCAGCCAAUGCAAGUACGUAGACUCACUGAUUUGGUGCUUGCGUAGCUUGUAUCAAUAUAAAAUAUAUGAUCAAAUGUAAAUGUUCAACUUUUGAUCAUCUUGGUCUUAUUCAAUCUGAUGUGACCUCUAACAGGGCAUUUCUUAUUCUCUCUGAAUACAGACAUUUACAGCAUGGUGCAACUCCCACUUGAGGAAGGCCAACGCCGAGAUCAAAGAGAUCUCAGAAGACUUUUGCAAUGGUCUCAAACUUCUGACCCUCCUUGAAGUGAUUUCAAGUGAAAAACUUCCGAAACCAGACCGCGGAAAGAUGCGCGUCCACAAGAUUGCAAACGUGAACAAGGCUCUUGACUACAUCAGUUCAAAAGGAGUGAAGCUUGUAUCCAUUGGUGCAGAAGAAAUUGUGGAUCAGAAUCUAAAGAUGAUCUUGGGUAUGAUCUGGACCAUCAUCCUACGAUUUGCUAUCCAGGACAUCUCAAUAGAAGAUACUACCGCCAGAGACGGCCUCUUACUAUGGUGUCAGCGUAAAACCGCGCCCUACAAGAACGUAGCCAUCAAGGACUUUCAUAUGAGCUGGAAGGAUGGCCUUGGGUUCUGUGCCCUGAUCCACAGGCAUCGCCCAGAUCUCCUGGACUACAGCAAACUAAAGAAGGAUGACCCCGCCCAUAAUUUGAAUCUUGCAUUCUCCGUGGCUGAGGAGCACCUGGACAUCCCCAGGAUGUUGGAUGUAGAAGACUUGGUAAACACUGCAAGGCCUGAUGAUAAGUCAAUCAUGACAUAUGUUUCUGCGUACUACCAUGCCUUCUCUGGCGCACAGAAGGCGGAGACUGCAGCUUCACGUAUCAACAAGGUCCUUAGUCUCAACAUGGAGAAUGAUCGUCUCAUGGAGGAGUACGAGAAGCUAGCAAGUGACUUGCUUGACUGGAUCAGGAGGAAAAAACCUUGGUUGGAGGAUAGAACUCUCUCAGAAAAUGCUCUCCCUGCAAUGCAGAAAAAGCUUAACGAGUUCCGCCAAUACCGCACCACAGAAAAGCCCCCCAAGACUGAAGACAAAGCCCGCCUAGAGACAAACUUCAACACACUUCAAACCAAACUUCAGCUCUCCAACCGACCACCAUAUAUUCCACAGGAUGGAAAACUGGUUUCGGACAUCGCCAAAGCAUGGAAGGGACUGGAAAUUUCAGAGAAAGGUUUCGAAGAUUGGCUCCUUGCUGAGAUGAGGAGAUUGGAGAGGCUGGAUCAUUUGCUCAAAAAGUUCAAAACCAAAUGUGACAUGCAUGAGGCCUGGGCUGCAGGCAAAGAGGACGUCCUUAAGGAAGACUUCUCAGGAUUAAGACUUAAUGAUUUGAAGGCUUUGGUAAGGAAACACGAAGCAUUUGAAAGUGACUUAGCAGCUCACCAGGAUCGAGUCGAGCAGAUUGCAGCCAUCGCUCAGGAAAUGAAUGAUUUGCAGUACCAUCCAAUUGAACCUAUCAAUGGGCGAUGUCAAGCUAUCUGUGACCAGUGGGAUUCUCUUGGCUCUCUUGCAAUGCAACGAUCAGACGCUCUCAAUAAAUUGGUUAGGUAUCUUGAGAUGAUUGAUUCCAAACAGCUUGAAUUUGCCAAGAGAGCAGCACCCUUCAACAACUGGAUGGACGGAGCAAGGGAAGAUCUAAUGGAUAUGUUCAUUGUCCAUACAGUCGAUGAAAUUAGGGAAUUGGUAGAUGCUCAUGACCUCUUCAAGAAGAAUCUUCCAGCAGCAGAGGAGGAGUUUAACGCUUUGUAUGCAUUGGAGAAUGAGAUCAACAAAAUGAUACAAUCCGGCUCAAAUGACAACCAAUACACAACCCUCACAAUGCAAAUUCUUGUUGAAAAGUGGAGAGAUCUAAGCGAUCUUGUGCCGAAGAGAGAUGAUGCUUUAUCAGACGAAAUGAGGAGACAAAUAUCCAAUGAACAGCUGCGAGUACAGUUUGCACACCUGGCCAACACAAUCGGGCCAUGGAUCGAGAAACAGAUGUCUGCGACCAUGAACAUCGUCAUCGGACAUAACGUGCCACUCGAGAGCCAACUUCAAAAGGUCCAAGACUACGACCAAACUGUGAUGCAAUAUAAGAGUAAUGUGGAUGAACUUGAGGCCUGUAACAAGUCUGUGCAAGAAGCCUUGAUCUUUGAGAACCCUCACACACAGUACACUAUGGAGACGAUACGUGUAGGAUGGGAGCAGCUACUUACUGCCAUUAAAAGGUACAUCAAUGAGAUUGAGAAUAACAUCCUUACCAGGGAUUCCAAGGGAAUCACAGAGGAACAACUUAAAGAAUUCAGGAUGUCCUUCAAUCACUUUGAUAAGAACCACUCGCAACGCUUAGAACCACAGGAAUUCCGUUCAUGCCUUGUGAGUUUAGGCUACGACCUGACUGAUGACAAGAAGAGUGACAUCGAGUUCCAGCGUAUCAUGGCAUUGGUAGAUCCUAAUGCCACUGGCAAAGUAACCUUCCAAUCCUACCUAGACUUCAUUACUAGGGAAAUGAGUGAUGCAGACACAGUAGAGCAGGUUCGCGAGUCAUUCAAGGUCUUGGCUAACGGCAAGCCUUUUAUUCUUCCUGAUGAACUCCGCAUGGAACUUCCUCCUGAGCAAGCCGAGUACUGCAUUCAACGUAUGAGACCAUUUGUAGGUACUGGGGCCGCACCAGGGGCCUUGGACUAUAUGUCCUUCUCAUCGGCUCUCUACGGCCAGAGUGAACUUUAAACAUCAACACCACACCCCAUCCACCAUAGAAUUUUAUCUAGUGAUUUUGAGAUUUAUGUAAGAACAGAUUAGAAAAAAUAUAUAUAUUUCAUCUACCAACAAAAAAAAACGCAAAAUUUCAUCAUGGAAUAUUUGAUGUGAAUGGCAACAGUUUUGUUAUGAGCGAGGAAAGUAGAUAUUUAUUUUAUUGUCUUUUUUUCCCAUCCUUUGUUAUUAGUCCCAUGCUGUAUGUUCACAUGUAAUCUUUUUUUACAUUUAUGAUUUUAUGUUUUUCUAGAUCUUGGAAUUUAUACAUGGUCCCCUUUGGAACCAAUAAGCCCUUGUCCGUUGUCAAAAUGCAAAGCAAUUGAUGCUGGCCACCAUUUUAUUAUUAGUUCUUGGUACUUUUCUGUCUAUCUCUCUCGUGUUCUCUCUCAUUUUCAGCUUGUGGGUUGUUUUUGCCGUGCAUUUUUUCUUUGGUUUCCCAGGAAAAAGCCUGUCGUCUGUGAGGAUUUAUGCUGAAUGCAAAUUCAGCUAUUUCUUUCCAGAUUGAACAAAGGAAAGUGAGAUAAAGCAUGUGUGAUGAUUCCAAGAAUCAUUCAAAAUUAGUAUUUCCUUUAGCUAAAUAGUCAUGUUUUUAUUCUAGUUCAUUUCGUAUGUCCUGUGUACUGUUGAGUAAAAAUGUAGAGGCUCUUACUGCCUCAGUGUCGAGGCAUAGUAUUGUAAAUUACAAAUAAUGUACAAUUACAAUUUAUUUAAUUCAAUUUAUUACAAUUAGUUUGGAAGAGACACGUAAAAUCAAAAUGGUGUUCAUGAACAUUGAUAUGAUAAGUUUUUGGAUGGAAUGAUAUUUGUACUGUUGAUAAAGUGCUGGUGAUUAAGGUAAAUAUCGGUACAUUAAAGAGCAAACACCAACCAAUUCUGUGCCUUGUGAUAUUGUUAGGUACACUGUGACUCUAAGUAAUAUUUUCAUAAUUAUUGUAAGGGUAAGAAGAUAUGGUUGAUGUUUGUUUAUGUAACAUACAGUUUACCUUUGUUGUAGAAAGCAAUAAUUUAUGAAGUGAUUAAAGGUCUGUUUUCUUUAUGCAAAAGAAAUCCAAUUAAUUUUCACUAUUAUAGAGCAAUAGUGCUUGAAUACAAAUUUUUUAUAACUUUUACUUUCUUAAUUAUGCUAUAAUUUCUUCUGUUUUUAUAUGCGUUAAAACUUGUCAAGCAUUGUGCAUUUUUCAAAUAUAAGUCCUGCACACUUUCACCUAUUGGUUUCAUUAAUGACAUGGGUCAUGUUUAUAACCAUUAGUUGAGUUCUCAGAAUAUAUUCUUCAUGAUAUACCAAGUUUUAGUUUGAUAACUGUCCUAGGCUUGUAUUCUUACCAAGCCUGUGUCAUUUAUAACCUUAUAGUAUACAUUGGUUCUUAUCAUUAAUAUUGUUAUGUAUAUUUUCAUAUUUUCUUAUGACAUGGAGAAAAAGUUAUGUACAAAACAUGUAUCUAAUCAAUUCAAGGUUGCCUUUGCAAUCAGAUCAUCCAGCCUUUUAGUCAAAGAAAAUGCUAAGAUCCGGUUCUUUGCAACUUGAAACCUGUUUUCUUUCAAAUGUUAUUAUUUGAACCCGAGUCAUUUUUUAUGGUGUGGGAGAUGUCUUUAAUAUGCAGACCUUUAAUUGUAUAGUCAGAUAUUGGUAUACAUGUAUUAACAGAGAAAAUUAAUAAUGUCUAUUUGUAUUUAAUGCUUCCAAGUCUUUAACAUCAAAUUUGUGAAUGUCUUUGCUUUUUUUCAGACUUUAUUUUGAUUGUGGGUAUAUAUAUGUAUGGUUUGAACAUUGUGGAAUAUGUGGAAGAUUGUAAUCGCUACAGUAAUUAUUGUGAUACUCUGUUUGUAGUACUUGUGUUGUCAUUUGAUUUCAAAACACGCCUCUAAAUGUUAAUAACUACAAAAUAGUGUGGAUUAUACCACCCCUCUCCAUUUCUUUGUUAACUUUUGAAGAUUUUUCUUUUCUUUUUGCCCGAUGCUUUCAUGAUUUUGAGAAGCCCCAAAUGAAGCACAUGCUUUUCAAGAAUGGGCAUGAUUAUCUUUAUUACAAAGAUAUGGGGAAUUUAUAGUCAUUUUGAGUUCUAAUUAUGUUGAAAUAAUUUCAUAAAAAGCUGGAAUGUGAGGAACUCACUAUUCAUCAGCAUAACCACCUAAAUUAGAGGUAUAGGUAGUCUAUGUAUGUAUUUGUGUGUGUGUUUGUUUGUAAUUUUUUAAUCAAAAUACAUGUAAACAUUGAAUUGUUUCAAGAUUGUGAGUCAUUAUCUCUGAAAAUUUAUCAAAGUUAACCAUCCACUGUCCUAAAAUUUCAGAGAAACUAAUGAUCAAUAUUUUUCCCCUCAAAAUCUCUCUAUUCAUUUUGUAUCAUUAGAUAGAUAACUUUGUUUCCUAUCCACCUGUUUGUGUGUACAUAAUAAUACAAAUCAUUAUUCAUGUAACAGAGUUGAUGUAUUUUUAGGGGUAAGCGGUAAUCACCCACAUAAUGCACUAAUCCACUAUCCAAGUACUUUGCAAAGGUGGAGGUUAUUACUUUGGUUUAUAAUGGAAUUAUGAGAGAUAAAUUGUCGCUUUUAUAUAUUGUUUGCAUUUGUACAUGUAUGUUAGUGUGGAGACAAAUUUUAGAAGCAUAGAUGCUUAUAAUGUUGGUAGCUAAACAUUUUUCUUUUGCAUUUUUUUUCUGCAAAUGAUUGAUCGAAAUCUACACCGAAUGCUAGAAAUUUAUGAGAAUUAUUUAAAUUAUAUUUUUGUGUUGGAUUCAUAAAUAUAAUGAAAUUAAGUACCCACAAUGGGUACAAUCACUCCUCAAUUAAAUUGUCAUGUUUAUGUAAAAGAAUGAAUGAAAAAUAUAUGUACUUCAAAAUAGUACAAUGUCUCCAUAGUUAGCUUUUUUGUAUGUUAAACUAAGAUAACUAUCAGAUGAAUUAGCCUCGAACCACGUCUGUGGACCAUUCUAUGAAACAUAUCUACCUAAAGACAAGCAAGAUAACUUUUUUUUUUAAAGUUGCAAACAUUGACAUAUUGGUGCAUAGCUGUAUUAAGUGCUAUACGGGACAUUCAAGAGAGAGAUUGGCUUCAUAGAGAAUUGCCUUGAUCUGUAACCCAAUGGUUUGUAAUGAUAUCAAUGACUCUUAUGGGGAAAAUGGAUCUAUGGGUGUCUCUUUUGUGGACAAGCCUCUUAGCCUAUGCAAUUUGGGAACAAUAAAACAUCUUGCAGUCCCCCUCA
Lytechinus pictus (painted urchin) is the source of this 6425-nucleotide messenger RNA. RefSeq names its product alpha-actinin-like. The coding region runs from base 785 to 3199 and encodes 804 amino acids. Gene Ontology annotation, cellular component: cell projection; cortical actin cytoskeleton; cell junction. NCBI's taxonomy places the organism in Eukaryota, Metazoa, Echinodermata, Echinoidea, Temnopleuroida, Toxopneustidae. Gene Ontology annotation, biological process: actin cytoskeleton organization; muscle cell development. The record is from RefSeq and is a predicted model, not a curated record. The transcript has 20 exons. Gene Ontology annotation, molecular function: calcium ion binding; actin filament binding.